Molecule: messenger RNA, 1909 nt
Organism: Danaus plexippus (monarch butterfly)
Lineage: Eukaryota; Metazoa; Arthropoda; Insecta; Lepidoptera; Nymphalidae
Exons: 3
Coding region: 136-1704 (522 amino acids)
Source: RefSeq, a predicted model, not a curated record
UAAUAACAUAUAUUUUAUUUCUUAAAAUCAGUGUCAGAAAUUUUAAAUAAAGAAUCCCAAAAUUUUAUGUCACAUUAGCACAUUCAUUUAUAACGACAGAAUUUUAAAUGAUACUUUGAUGUUAUUUUAUUAAGUAUGGAGCAUCCAACGCUGUUGCCUAGAGAUGAGCAAUAUCCCUUGCUGAAGGUUGAUGGUGGAGCUGGGGACAGCGUCACAAGAACCCAACCAACUCCUUCCAUUGUAUCAUCAAGAUGGAAUGUCACUUGUGCGAAUGGCACUAAGCAAUCGUGGUGUAGUCGUUGGCCCGAAUUUGUAUCUGCUUGCUGGAUGACUAUCGUUCUGGUGGCAAUCUCGUUCUUGGUAUUCUACGCUUGGACGAUUAAUGUCUACCCAAGGCAGCCGGUUGUUAUUGUAAGAUGUAACGAAUCGAAGCCUGCUAGUGACGUUUUCUACCAUCAUAUCGUAUCACGUGAUUCUUACGUCCCCUUUUCUCUAUUUUCCGGAUAUCUCUCAUUUAUGGCAAGACAGUAUCCCCUUUUACGUUUUUAUGUUUAUUUUUUAAUUGACGAUUCGUUUGAAAAUCCAUUGGCUUCGAGGCAUUUAAAAUUCAUUAAAAGAUUGGUCCCACAACUACAUGAAAACUUUUUCAAGAGCCACGAAAGACGUGAGAUAAUAGAAUUUCAAGAAAAAUAUCAAAACGUUAACAUUAGCAUUUUGUAUUUGAGUCAGUAUAUGGCAAUGACACCUUUAAAAUAUAAGUGGAGAACAAUCGCUCUCAGCUACCUACCAUUUUAUGCAAGGAUAUUUGCCACAUGGCAAAAUGGUGGUAUAGGAUUAGAUCUGGUUGCAUUCAAUAAUCAGUUUAACAGCGAUCAGAAAAUAGAUCAUCGGAUUAACACGCUUUUAAGGCAACAUAACAAUGGAAUAGAGUCAGUUAAAUAUGCAGAUACUUUUAAAUCUUUAGAUAAUUUGGAAGAUAAUAAAUUAUUUUCUUCAUUACUUGAAGCAAUAAAUCAGAUGUUGAAUGAAACCUUCACAUUUUUCCAUACACCAAUUAGUCCUACAAUUGUUAUUGAAGAGAGUAAUUCAUUGAAGCCAAAGAAUAGGACAAAACGUUAUAGCAAUCCUGAAAGGAUCGAUUUAAAGUCUAAUAUUAAUAGUUCAAGUGCUUUAAAAAAGUCAUUUGAAAAUAAUUUCCUAAAUUCUUCAAAAGUAAAUGUACACACAGAAAUAGGUAAAGGCAAUAAAACUAUCGAAGCAGAGGGUAACAGUAAGUUGUCUAAUGAGAUUAAUGGAAUGUUAAAGAAUAAUUUUGAUGUUUUUUCAAAUGCAUCCAUGUUUCUUUAUGACUUACCUCAAGUGUAUCUGUUCUAUGAUUCCUCUGGAUAUUCAUUUAAUGAAGGACCUUCGCAUUAUGUGCCAAGAGCCUUACAGUCGGAAUCUUUUGCUAUGAAGAAACCUUUUUGGAAAAAGUCUGUGAGAAAGAAUGACAGAAAAUCUAACUAUUUAUCUAUCAGUCCUGAGGGAAAUUUCGUGGCUACAUCCUCUAAGCACCAUCCUUUUCUCUCCCAUCUAUUUUCCUCUGGAUGUCAAAGAAUGAACCCAGAAUACGCUAUUAAAGAUACACUUAUUAGUCAAUGUUCUGGAUACUCUAGAGACGAUGUAUAUUGCGACAAUAUUCGAGUUAUUUAUGAUGCCAUUUAGUAAUUUAAAAGUGUGAUGAAUUAUUUAUUUAUUAUUAUUUCUUUUGUUAAAAAUAUUCUAUUCUAAAUAUCUAUGUAUAAAAAUAGAAAUUAUCUCGUUAUUUUUAAAUACACCACAUACUUUUUGUGAGCUAAGAAUUUAAACAUUCGGCGGUGAAUUUUUGUUGCAAUUGAAUAAUGAACCAAUAAAAUAAUACUCCUUGCAA